GUUUGGGGGCAAAACUGUCUGCUGGUCGACGCGCGCACGCGCCAGCGAGGGAGCGCACGCCGACGCCGGCCCGCGGACGCACGUAACGCGUGCGCAAAGAGCUGCUACCGACGCGGGGCUGCAUAAAAAGCGCACGCGACGGGGCCUAGCACAUAGAGGGUGGGCCGGGCUGCCUGAGGCGAUUCAGCGCGCGGCCGCCGCUGCGACCUGAACGGGCGCGCCGCCGCGACCCACAAAAAUGGCCGUCGAGGUCUACCACGAGCCGCUGUGUAGGCGGUACUACGCAAGUCGCUGCUCGUGCGCCUACUUCUUCUUCCUACUCAUAGCAUUGGUCGGAUUGAUUCUACCCUUCUUCCUGGCCUACACGAACGUGCCGAGUUUCUGGCUCAAGACACAUACGUAUCGCGAGCAGCCGUCCAUAACCUUCCAGCAUAAAGUACUCGGUACGCUACAAGGUACGAAACAAAUCCGAGGUAUUGAUAGACAGAUGCAGAUCGUCUUCUCGUCCAUGACCGACGUCGAAAAUCUAUACGGCCCCGAGUUACGCGUCUGCAACCUCCAGAACAUCGAGCUCGACUUCAACAGGGACGGCGUCACGGACGAGUUCCACUUCACGGCCUUGUGUCCCCUGGCGAAGGGCGAAACUAUAUUGGGGGCUUCCGUUGCGACCUUCUUCCGGACGAAGCUAUCGUCUCGUGCAAGAGUGGAUUUUGACAGUCUAGCCAUUGCGGAGCACCGCGACGGCAUGGGCGGCGGGUCGCUCUUCGUCGAUGGGGAUUAUAUCUUAAAGCAGAAGUGGCCCUUCCGCGCGAAGGGCGGCUACUACUUACCUUAUAAAAGGUUCCCUUUACUCGAUCCGAGCGACCACAAGAUCAAGCUGCAGGAGACGCUGCUGCCCAAUAUCAUUUUUGGGUACCGGAACCGGAACAACACGCUGGACUAUGUCCAGCAAUACAAGGUCUGGACGCCGUCGCCGGGCGUGCCGGACAACCACGGGGCCUACGCGAAUUUCAACUUGACGAUGGUCCUGCGCGUGCCGCAGCAGGACGUCCUCUACACGCCGACGGCUUCCGAAGUCUUGAAAGAUGCGUGGUUGAAAUAUCUGGCCAUCUUCGUCGUCGUCAAGUACCUCCUCGAGUUCUUCGCGAGCUUCGUGGCCUACAACCAGCUCGUCGACACCACCAUGAGAGUGGAAACUCCUCACGAGCGCGAGGGCGUCAAGGCCACCAGCCUCUAGGCCCCGGCGUAAAGUUCAUUCCCAAAG
This is a messenger RNA of Pelagomonas calceolata, 1264 nucleotides long. The record is from the annotation of a GenBank genome assembly. NCBI's taxonomy places the organism in Eukaryota, Pelagophyceae, Pelagomonadales, Pelagomonadaceae.